Molecule: messenger RNA, 390 nt
Organism: Saxophila tyrrhenica
Lineage: Eukaryota; Fungi; Ascomycota; Dothideomycetes; Mycosphaerellales; Extremaceae
Gene: RPS26A
Product: 40S ribosomal protein S26
Exons: 3
Coding region: 1-390 (129 amino acids)
Biological process (GO): translation
Cellular component (GO): ribosome; cytosolic small ribosomal subunit
Molecular function (GO): mRNA binding; structural constituent of ribosome
Source: RefSeq, a predicted model, not a curated record
AUGGUCAAGAAGCGCGCGUCCAAUGGACGUAACAAGAAAGGCCGCGGCCACGUGAAGCCCAUCCGCUGCUCCAACUGCUCGCGCUGCACGCCCAAGGACAAGGCCAUCAAGCGCUUCACCAUCCGCAACAUGGUCGAGAGCGCCGCCAUCCGCGACAUCUCCGACGCCUCCGUCUUCGCCGAGUACUCUGUCCCUAAGAUGUACCUGAAGCUGCAGUACUGCGUGAGCUGUGCCAUUCACGGGAAGAUUGUGCGUGUCCGUUCCCGCGAAGGUCGCCGCAACCGCGCGCCACCGCCGAGAGUUCGGUACAACAAGGACGGGAAGAAGGUGAACCCGCAGCAGGCGGCUGCUCAGGCUGCGCAGGCUACCAGCGCUGCGGCGAGGCAAUAA